Messenger RNA from Centropristis striata (black sea bass), 1357 nucleotides. RefSeq names its product dynein, axonemal, light intermediate chain 1 (gene dnali1). Gene Ontology annotation, molecular function: dynein heavy chain binding. Lineage: Eukaryota; Metazoa; Chordata; Actinopteri; Perciformes; Serranidae. Gene Ontology annotation, cellular component: filopodium; axoneme. Bases 195 to 962 code for a protein of 255 amino acids. The record is from RefSeq and is a predicted model, not a curated record. The transcript is spliced from 6 exons.
ACGUUAAUAAUAUAUAUAUUUUUUUAACAAACCGUUAAUAUCACCCGGACAGCUUAAAAUGGAACGCCGGGACGCUGUUGCCCUGGCAACACAAACAGUGAGCACGAUUUUUUUGUUUUUAGCAACAGCACCGAUAUUUGUGUAGAAGCUUCUGGUUUGUGUUUAUAGUUUUAAUAUUUUCAUAGCGAAGCACAAUGAUUCCACCAGCCGAGUCUCUCGUAAAAUACGACAACCCAGUUCUGGUCAGCAAAACCACAGACAGAAAGUCUCCAAAGGCCCGUCCUCUGAGAGUCAGCCCUCAGCAGCUCCCUGACUCUACUCCUGUUCCACCGCCUCCCAAACCAAAAUCAGCCACCACUGAUGGCAGCAGGCAGGAAGAUGAGGAGAUCCUCAACGUCAUCCUUCCACCCGUGGAAUGGAUGGAGGGAAACCAGCUGUGGGUGCAGCAGGUGUCCAGUGCUCCGUGUACCAGAACAGAUGUGAUCCACCUGGAGGAGCUGCUGAGCAGGAAGCUGCAGCAGAGGCAGGCCAGAGAGACAGGGAUCUGCCCCGUCCGGAGGGAGCUCUACUCCCAGUGCUUUGACGAGCUGAUCCGCCAGGUGACCAUCAACUGUGCUGAGAGAGGUCUGCUGCUGCUGCGAGUCAGAGACGAGAUAAAAAUGACAAUUGCUGCCUACAAGACGCUGUAUGAAAGCAGCGUGGCUUUUGGGAUGAGGAAGGCUCUGCAGGCUGAGCAGGGCAAGGCUGACAUGGAGAAAAGAAUCUCUGAUCUGGAGGAAGAGACACAAGACCUGAAGAAGCAACUGAACGAACAGAAAGCUAAAUGUGACGCUAUUGAAAAGAGAGAAAAUGAAAGGAGGCAGGUGGAGGAGAAGAAGCACACGGAACAGAUCAAGACACUGGAGAGAACCAAACAGCAGCUCAAGAUCCAACUGGAAGGGAUCAUUGCACCAAAGAAGUAACUUCGCCAAACAAGAACCGACUUCCCAGUACAGAAUGUUUCCAAAUACGUCUUUUGUCUCAUUUCUAAAUAUCAAUGAAUGUAAACUUAACUCUGUGGAAUUAACAUAUUUUAUUACAGCAUGACACGACAAGUGCAGUUAAAACAAUAACUGUACAUUUCUCUUGAACACCGAGACAGUCACACCUGUACAUGAUGAAUGAAAUGUCAUUCAGAGCAGUUCUGGGUUGGAGGGAAAAGAUAGAAAGUUAAAAAAGGCUAGAAACAUUUUCUUGAGGUCAAGAUAAGGCACCAUUGACCAUAACACUCAGCGAGAAUCUCACCUUCUUUCAACUUUGCAUUUUCCAUAAAAAUGUGGCCUUUCUGGCAUCUUAAAUAAAGAUUUAUUACAAACUU